CAGUUUCAAAAACAAAACCGGUAAGAGUGUACUGUAAAACCUAACAGCCGCAUUUGAAAAUGGCAUCGUUUAAACCAGCCUGACUACAGAACUAAUUGUCCAGACUGUCGGAAGGAGUUCAAUUGAUAUUGUUGGAGAAUGUCAAACAUUUUAACCAGUAUCACACAUGAGAUUGAAAGCUACAUACAAUGCACAGGAUCAACAAUGGCAAAUAUUUUCCAAUUUGUCACUUUAUUUGGGAAAUUUUUAUGGCAGUCAAUGAUUUUUAUUGUUGAAACUACCAUUUCUUGUAUGUUUUCUUUGGCUGAUGGUCUGUUGUCAGCAAAAAAUGAUUUUGUUUUGUUUAUCCAAGAUUUAACUGACGUAUUUGAAACUGUGCUCAAAUUCUUAGGUGAUACUGGAGAUCACAUUGUUCUAGCCAUUUUUAGUUGUGUGAAUUCCUUCAAAACCUUUUUCAUCCAGCUUCAUUUGCUGGUACAUGCAAUAUUUGAAAGUGUACUUGACCUAAUCCUAUGCACUCUCAUCAAUGCUAAAGCCUUACUGAUACUUAUCGGGAAUAGCACCAUCUUUCUUGUCCAACUAGGACCCAACCUUUUGUUAUCAAUUGCCUGUGGAGUUACCUCAGCAAUCAGUUGGUUACUGCAAUUGAUGUGGGACUAUUUUUUACGAAUAGCUAAUGCCAUUCUCGUGUUUUUUAAAAGUGUACAUUAUGAACUUAGUGACAUUCCACCCUCUUCUUUGUUUGGAGUGCUUCUUGCAAUAGUCAUUUCAUUGGUUUUCUUCUUUUUCUUGAAAUCCGUCUUGUUUUAUUGGCAAAUAGCAAAGAGUUGGAUAGCGGGAAAUUCUUGGUUACGUAUGCCAAAAUUCAAAAGACCGUCUUCGCUGCAACAAGGUGGAAAACUUGAAAUGGAAAACCAUUCUACCGGCCAUUUACUGCGCCAGUUGGAACAAGAGCGGGAAGAUAAAUUGUGUGUUAUUUGCCACGAUCAUUUCAAGUGUGUCAUUUUGCUCCCAUGUCGUCACUUUUGUUUGUGUCAAACUUGUGUGGAUACCAUACAAGAAUCGAAUCCGAUCUGCCCGCUUUGUCGCCAUUUUGUAACUCAUAGUCUGAAAGUGUAUACGUAGUUUGUCUUCGAAGUUAAGAAAAUACCAACUACUUUUCGUUAUGUUGCUCUCUCCAUUAUUGACAUCAGUUUUUUUCCCCUGAAGACUUGUACGAUUUUAUGUAAUAAAACUAGCCAAGUGAUACAACUA
Messenger RNA from Daphnia carinata, 1254 nucleotides. RefSeq lists its product as uncharacterized. Gene Ontology annotation, biological process: ubiquitin-dependent protein catabolic process; protein ubiquitination. NCBI's taxonomy places the organism in Eukaryota, Metazoa, Arthropoda, Branchiopoda, Diplostraca, Daphniidae. The transcript has 2 exons. The record is from RefSeq and is a predicted model, not a curated record. Bases 139 to 1125 code for a protein of 328 amino acids. Gene Ontology annotation, molecular function: ubiquitin protein ligase activity.